Messenger RNA from Psilocybe cubensis, 3657 nucleotides. RefSeq lists its product as uncharacterized. Bases 1 to 3657 code for a protein of 1218 amino acids. The transcript is spliced from 4 exons. The record is from RefSeq and is a predicted model, not a curated record. NCBI's taxonomy places the organism in Eukaryota, Fungi, Basidiomycota, Agaricomycetes, Agaricales, Agrocybaceae.
AUGGCGUCGUCGUCGAGCAGUGAAGAAUAUGGGGCUCGACGUCCCAAUCGACUGGUUCGUCAUGACUCGUCUUUUUUAGGCACCAUCAAGCACAUCGUAACCGCUCCUCUCAAUUGGUUUUCCACUCAAGAUGAGGACGAUGCGCCGGACAGCUGGGGGAAACGUCGACGAGCGGAUCCCUCGGUCAGCCCGCCCGCCAACGAUGAGGACACCCUUUCCCAUCGCUCGAAGCGUUUGCGGUUACACAGUCCCCCUCAGGCCCAGCCUCCUGCUCGUAGAUCCUCUGUCGUUCCUCGCGCCGCGUCAGCGGUUCUACCUUCUUCCCGUGCCACCCUUUCCCCUCGUCGCCCAGGUGCUAUUGCUCGUACAAUGUCCAUAGACCCUCCUCGCCGCGACGCUGCCUUUAAUUUUGCUCAGGACCCUCUCGAUGAUAUGGAUAUGCUUGUAGAUAGGAACUCGCGGCCUCCUUCUCCCCGGCCUUCUUUCCGGAUGCGUGCAUCUCUGACACCUCAGCCUCAACAACCUCCCCCGCGCUAUAUCUCAGAGCCUCCACCUCUCAAUAACCUCGUGUCGAAUCCCACAUUUCUCCGUCCUCCGUCAUCGGCGUCGCACGAACCAUCACCUGGCCCAACCUUGGGUACCAUCGUAGAGUCCGCCCGCGCGACUAAAUCUCCCACUCGUCAUCAGCAUAGCGCGUUACAUAUCUCUUCGACUGUUCCUGAAGAUGAGGAGGAUAAGGAUGCCCCAGCAGAACGUGUGCUUCAAAGGCUCGAUCUUUACAAAACGCCUCUGGUACCCACUCGACUGCGUUCAUCGAAAAUACCAGCUUCGGUAGCUGCUACUAGGACCCCAGAAAUGUUCAAGUCUCGCCGUUCGGGAACUCUCGUUCUUAUGCAAGAUGAUAGGGACCGCAGUGGCAGAAGAAUAAGCGGAACUGGGAAAAGUCCACUGGUUAAUGAGACAAAGCCAUAUGCUGGUGAGGGUGGAAUGAAGAAGUUGCUUGCUCGUCGUAAACAGGAGGAAGAAGAAGACAAUAAUCAGAACGAAGGGGGCGAAGAUGAAUCCAUUCCCCGUGCACGCCAUCCCUCUCCUUCGCCCUCUGUCCCUGUUAAUGUGCCUCCAGUUCCGAAAGAUUCUGACUGGUUCUCCACUGCUGCUACUUCAGGCAAUUCAGGCUCUUCUCUUCGUGUCGGCCGUGCCAAAACGUCUCGCAACCACAUCCAGCGACCGUCGAAAACUAGGUUCUCGGCAGUGUAUGACGAGGAAGCAGAUGAUGGCAAUGACGAUGACAAUCAGAAAGAUCGUCAAAUGCUUGAAGAAGCUGCUAAGAAAGUCCCUGUUUUCGACAUACCAGCUGGAUUCUCUUUUAUUAAGCCGGCGUCCUCAAUCCCAACGGAAGGUCUGGAAAGCGCCAAAGAACCCCCAAUUACGUCUUUGCCUUUCUCAUUUUCCAAACCAUCGACCGCACCACCGCCGCCAGCUGCCAGCGCGCAAACAGAGGUUCAAACAGGACCUACCCCUCCUCCUGUAUCCAACCCUAAACCAGAUGUGGUGAAGCCUGCCCUCCCACCAGUGCCAGUCACCGCCAGUGGCAUUCCCAAUUUCUUCGCUAGUUCUUCAGUUUUAGCCAAGGCAAAAGAGACACCUCCGCCCACGCCUAUCCCGAACCUCAGCUUUACCCCCAGUACACCACCUUCCGGUUUGUUUUCAUUCACUCCAGGCCCUUCGAACAAAAGCGAACCUGUGAAAGAUGCUGAGAAUCCAUUCUGGGAUGGGGACAAGAAAAAGGCCGACGAGCCCAAAAGUAAUCUGUUUGAUGGCUUCGGGAAGCGCUCCGACGUCGAACCGGUUAAACCCGGCUCGACGUCUAUCUUUGGAGCAUCCACCUCCGUAUUCCCAACAUUACCAAAGGCAACCACAGAUUCAACAACCAGUUUACCGUUUUCUUUUGCCAAAUCUGAUGCUCCAAAAUCAACUGCUACACCAUCUCCGUUUGGCUCGAAUCCGCCCCCUGAGCCUCUCAAAUCGGCAUUCACACUAGGAGCGCCUUCUGAAUCCAAGCCUCAAGCAGAGUCGUCUACACCCAAGCCUCUGUUUGGUACAUCGACUACGCCUUCGCUGUUUGGAGAGACGCCCAAAGCUGCUUCUACUGGCACCUUUGGAGAGCAGCCCAAAUUUCCCAGUGCUGCACCAGCACAGUCUACUUCUACUCCAUUUAACUUUGGGGCACCUGUAGUUUCGACGCCAACAGUGGCUCCUACCCCUCCUCCCCAGCCUUCAAUUUUUGGAACGGCCGUGGAUCCCAAACCCGAAGUUCAAGCACCUAAAGCUCUAUUUGGUGGCGAUAAUUCUACUGGGUUCGCAUUCGGACAAGUAGGUGCACAGGAAAAACCGGCGGAGGCAAAAUCGACGCCAUUUUCCUUUGGACAACCAGCUGUACCGGAAAAGUCUGAGGUUAAGUCAACACCUUUUUCAUUUGGACAGCCAAUUGCACAAGAGAAACCGGCGGAGGUGAAGUCGACACCUUUCUCGUUUGGACCCUCAACAGCCCAGGAGAAACCUACUGAGGCGAAGCCAGCAUCUUUUUCGUUCGGGGUACCAGCCACCACAACCACUGAGACCAAACCUGCUUCACUAUUUUCUUUCGGUCAGUCUGCGACCUCUGCAACACCUGCAGCACCAGUUGCGACACCUGCCCAGCCCAUUAGCUUCAGCUUCAGUGGUGGAGGUAGCACUUCUGCAGAUGUUUCUAAUAAACCGUUGUUCAUGUUUGGCCAGCCUAGCAGUUCGGCCCCCACGGCGCGCCCUGUCACACCUCCCAAGAAUAAUGAUGCAGAGUUUAGAAUGGAAGAGAGUCCUACGAGAGAUUUGCAGCAGGUAAAUGGCAAUAAAACCGCAGCAACUUUGAAUGGCGCAUUUUCUUUCGGUACAAGCGGCUCUUCUACUCUUGGUGGUCCGUUGUUCAGUGGCAUUCAAAAUGCAACAUCUACUACUCCUGCUUCUACUCCUUUCGGUGGGUUUGGGUCGACUUCGUCAGGCCAAUCCUCGAAUCCGUUUGGAGUAAAAGACAGUAAACCAGAAGAACCUAAAGGAUUCAAUGGCUUUGGACAAACUGCGGCACCUCCUAUAAACACUUCUUUCAGUUUUGGGCAACCAAAACCCGCAGAAGAUCAACGGCCCACAUCUGGUGGUGGUUUUAGUUUUGGUGCAGCAACAUCCCCUGCAGCAGCAACGCCUAAUCAGGCAUUUGCCUUUGGUGCCCCCACUUCGACCAAUCCCUUUGGACAACCUAGCACGGCAUCGGCUCCAAGCAGUCCGUCUACUUUUAACCAGCCAUCCCCAUUCGCCUUUGGUGCUCCUGCGGCUGCCCCCGCAACGAAUGCCCCUUUCAGCUUUGGAUCGCAACCUGCAUCUCCUGCUGGAGGGGCAAACCUGAGUCUUCCCCAAUCCUCAGGGGGAUUUGGAGGUGCAGGGUUCGGACAACCACAGCAACCAUCGUCUCCCUUCAGUGCACCAAUUGCUCUUACACCUUCUACCUCUGGUGGAGCCCCUGGAGGUUCGUUAUUUACUAUUGGUGCAGCACCUGCGGCACCACCUACCGGUGGUCCUCGCCAGAUCAAGAAGUUACCCACUCGCCGAACUACAACCAAACGGUAG